Aureobasidium uvarum is the source of this 4083-nucleotide messenger RNA. Lineage: Eukaryota; Fungi; Ascomycota; Dothideomycetes; Dothideales; Saccotheciaceae. The record is from the annotation of a GenBank genome assembly.
AUGUCUCUCGCCAACGUCAACGAGAUCAUCCUCGUGCUCUCCGGCAAGGGAGGCGUUGGGAAAUCAAGCGUUACUACACAGCUGGCUCUUACCCUAUCACUGAGAGGACACUCUGUUGGAAUUCUAGACAUCGAUCUCACUGGCCCUUCCAUGCCGAGAUUUCUUGGUAUCGAAUCUUCGAAGGUCAAGCAAGCACCAGGCGGCUGGCUUCCUGUGCCUGUGCAUGAAAGCAAAGACACGACUUCGAGCACAUCAGACAACAACAAACCUAUCGGAUCUCUUCACUGCAUGUCGCUAGGCUUUCUUCUUGGCAGUCGAAACGAUGCAGUGGUCUGGCGUGGACCCAAGAAGACAGCCAUGGUCCGCCAAUUUCUGUCGGACGUUCAUUGGGGCAAACUGGACUAUCUUCUGAUCGAUACACCUCCUGGUACCUCGGACGAACACAUCUCACUCGUGGAGACUCUUAUGAAGAAUGCAGCCCCUGGUCAAGUCUCUGGAGCUGUGGUCGUGACCACACCACAAGCAAUCAGUGUCUCCGAUGUAAGGAAGGAGAUCAACUUCUGCAAGAAGACUGGCAUCGACAUUCUGGGUGUUGUCGAGAACAUGGCCGGGUUUGUGUGCCCCAAUUGUGCGGAAUGCACCAACGUCUUUUCAAAGGGUGGUGGAGAGGUCAUGGCCAAAGACUUCAGUGUUCCCUUCCUUGGCAGUGUACCCAUAGACCCAGCCUUCAUUGCUCUCAUUGAGGAGGGAAAGCGACCAAUCUAUCCGGAAGGCACAGUCAUCGCUGGUCAGGACAUGUCUGCUCAAACGGAUGUGCCCGAUAACGACACUGGAUCCUUGAACCCGAACGGAGCCGCAACUACCUCAAGCUUCUCGGACUCUUCUCUUUCGCAGAGUCGAGAUCAGUCACCGAUAGGACCAUCGGGAGAUAUUGUUUCUCCUCCGACAUCGACCAGUACUUCGCAUUUCACAAUCAGUUCGCUAUUGUCCACGUCACUGUCCUCUGUUAAUUUCGUUUUGCCUACUCAGACUGAUUCUGACGCCCCGACCAUUGCGCUUAGCAGUCCUGUCUUUGUAUCACGAUCAAGCACCUCGACUAUCCUGCAGCAGGUCUCGACAACAGCAAGCAGCUAUAACAGUCUAGUCAUACCGACUGUAAACCCUGUCUACGCCUGUCCUAGGGACAAUGGCAUGUACUACUCGGAUACCAAUAAUCGUGUCUACCAGCUAGUCUGUAGCACUGAUGAGCGAGACUCGACCAUCGAAACAACUUACCAGUCGCAACUGCAGUCCUGUGUCGAUGCCUGCGGCGAUGUCGUUGGAUGUGUUGGAGUUUCAUAUACUGGAACAUCUGGCUUGUGCGCCUACAAGAGUAGUGUCAUCGAUCAAGUGGACUCCUCAGUCUCCGAUUCUGCCAUCCUAGCUGAUUAUAUCUGCCCUGGCGCUGAUGGUACUCGCCUGGUGGAUUCUUCUGGAUCAGUCUAUGAGAUUCUCUGCAAUACCUUCUUCCCUACAAGCAGCAACAUUACCUCGAGCUUGGUGACUGGCGACUUGGCCUCUUGUUCUGAGAUAUGCUCGUACAACGAAGACUGCUCGGGCUUUACGUUCCAAAACGGAUCUUCUACUUCUACUGGGACACCCAAGUCAUCAGAGAGAAUGGCAACUGUGACUUCAGAAACUAUCAUAGUCACCUCGCCUGAUGCAGCAUCGAGGACAGACCUUGCUACUCAUUCAACAGGCUUGGCAAGCCCAACACCAUCUUUGUCUAAUACCACAGAGCUUACAAUCACUCUUUCAAGUAAUGCAGUACAGGAGCAGACAGCCAGCCCUACGACUGUGAUGGCCCAGGCCACAGCAGAGGUUCCCAACAGCUCAAGCUCGUCAAUUGUCUCUGCGUCGAUCGUCUCAGAGACACGCAGCUCUAAUACUAGAGCUUUGGAUAGCAUGCCCUCAAGCUCCAACGCCCCGUCGAGCAUUACUUCAUUGGCGUCAGACAAUAGACCGACAACUAUCAACCGAUCCUCGCAAACGUCAACAGCACUUUCGACUGCAUCGCUCCUAAGCGCCACCCGAAGCUUUUCUUCUUCAAACACUGUAUCCUCCGAUGUCAAUACCAUUUCUGUCACGACAGUCACCACAGCUUCGUAUCCUGUUGUAUCGUCUAGCCUGCCUCCCGAGACAAAUUACUCUUGUCCUGCGGUCAAUGGAGAUCAGGUUCAAGCGAACACAGGGGGCUCGUACACAAUUGGCUGUGACCAGGAGACCACAGGAUCUGACGUCCUGGUGGCCUCUGCGCCAGAAUUUAAUGACUGUAUGACCUACUGUGACCAAACCCCAGGCUGUACAGCUUGGACCUGGUCUGGAAGCUGUUACUUGAAGACAGGGACUUCUACGUCUGACUUCUCCUUUCGACCUUCUACUCGAGGCGCAGUUUCUGGUAUAAGAUCAGUUCCAGCUGGUGUUUCAAGUCUUCCACAAAGCGGCGCUGCAGGUUCCAUUACCAGCUCAUCGGCAACUAUAGCACAAACAGACUCUGUAGAUUCGACCAACAACGGACUCGGAGCCUCAUCCACGGUAUCAUCACUGCCAUCUCAGAACUUGCCGACAACUCUUGGAGAAUCGACUAUCCUUGCUUCGGAUCGAACAUCUGUGCAGGAUUCUGGGGACGUCACAUUUAGCACAACGUUUCAGGGCAGCACAACACGACUGCUACCACUUAGCGUCGAUACUGUGUCUGACUCGGAUCAAGAGAAUACCGCAACUGCAACUAUCACGAGCGACCUUAGGUCGACUUCCGCAAUUGCAAGCAGUGAUGUCCCACUUACCACUACAGAUGAUGGUAUGUUGAUGAGCCUGUCGAUGACACCACACACUACUUUCCCGACCUCUUCCGUUCUUGCACCUUCUAUUCCAGUGCCUUCCAUCACUGUCGCUACACUGUCAUCCACCCAUCACAAUAUCACGCCCACACCAUUGUCGUAUCCAUCUCCAUCAACGACUUGCUCGGUCUUCGACAAUGUGCUCGACGUCUGCCUCGAUUCAGUGAUCACGCCCUCCUUGGGUGGAAGUGAUAUUGGUGUUGGUUUUGGAAGCAGCACCCUCACAGUUCUUGAUGCAACAGCCAGUGUGGGGAUUGCGCCCUCUGUUGCAGCGAGUGCGGGUUUUGGCAUAUCUGUUGGAACAAGUGGAGUUGUCGUAGGAGCAAGUGCCAGCUUGUAUGUGAGUCCUGGCAUCUUUGGCUCCUCGAACCCCACCCCAAUCACAUCUAUACCGUCAGCAUCGUGCUCCGUUGGCGGAAACGCGCUGAACGUUUGUAUAGACGCUGCCAUUACUCCUUCAGUAGGAGUCGGCGGCAGUGCAAGUGCUGGACUCGUGAUUGGUAGCAGCACCAUCGCUAUUGUCGGUGUGUCAGUGUCUUUGGCUGUCGUGCCAUCUGUGACAGCAGGUGUGGAUGUUGGGCUCUCGACUGGUACAAGCGAUAUAAGCCUGGUUGGAAGUGCGACCAUAGGGGCAAACCUCAAUCUCAAUGCUUCUGGGAUAAUCACGGCUGGAAUACUGCCAAAUAUCUCAGCUCCCACAUCAACUGCGAAUUGCUCAGCCGGUGGCAACGUCGUCAACUUGUGUAUGGAUGCAACUGUUGCAGCAUCCGCCAGCGCUGGCCUGAACCUCAAUCUUGGACCCAGCAGUAGUGCGCUCACCUUGCUGGAUGCAUCUGUCGCGCUUGCACCUUCGGCCGCAGCAGGAGUUGAUCUCGGUCUUUCGAUUGGUUCAUCUGGUUUGGGUCUCACUCCAAGCGCUACCUUGGGCUUGAGUCUGGGUCUGGGCUGGUCGGAUAACAACAUCAACAUCAACGUCGACUGGAUCGUCGACUGUCACAGCUACAUCCAUCGCGUUGCUCCCGACCUCAGUCGGACUGAAUGGAGCACUUGGGCUUGGCUUUGGCCAGUCAUCUUCAUCAACAACAUUCAUACCGUCCACCACGUCCUCGAUCUCAUUCGCGAUGACUUCGAGUCCAUCUACAUCCAAACGAGCAACCAGUACCUCAAAUGUCGUCCAAAGCCUACUGGUGCAUGGUGUUUGUAG